AUGAAUAGUAUCAAAAACAUUUUUGAAAAUUUGAAUGAUUCAAUGUCUGCUUCAAUUAGUAAUGAAGAGUGCUCUUUUACUGAAACUCAGGAUUUUAAUAAAGAUCAAUCUGCAAUUUAUGUGGAUAUUCCAACGGUUGGCGGUUAUGAAUAUCCAUUGGAAAAUAUUGAAAGUUUAAGUGACUUGUUGAGCCAAUGGGGAUUGAGUUGUUUAUACAAAACAUGCUUAACUGAGCUGGUAGACCUUACAAGUUUGUCAAGAAUAAAUCCAUCUGAAAUGUCCCUGUUAGUUAAGGAAUAUCCUUUAGGCGUUCAGAUCAACUUUAGGUACCAUGUUGAAGCAUGGCAAAAAAGUAAUAUUACAGAAAAUGAACCUAAUAAAAAUAUAACAUCAUCCCAUGUUAUCCCAUCUUCUUCUUGUUCGUCUUCGUUGGAAAUGAUAAAAUUAGACAAAAACCAAAGUAUUCAGUGUAUAAUACCUUCAAAGAAUCCAAACAUUGAAGUAUCAAAUAUAUUAAACUCCACUCAGGGUGCUUUAAUAAUUGAUUAUUAUAAGAAACAUAACAGUAUAAAUGACAAUAUAAGAACACUUUUAGUCGAAAUAAUAAUUCAAGAGUUGAUCACAAAAAAAAUAUUAAUGUCUGUGUCAUUGGCAGAAGAAAUUGCUGACCAAAUACAGCAACUAUUUCCCUCUGAAUUGAAGGAAAAUUAUUUCAUUAAGGACUGUUCAAGACAACCCAAAGGGAAGUUAUAUUGCAAUUACUAUAAUACAAUGAGAACGUUGAAAUCAAGUGGGUUAAUUUCAAAACAAAAAUCAAUAAAAAAAAUAACUAAAAGUAGGGAUUUUAGUAGUUGGACUAGCAAUACUUUUGAACCUGAAGAAGAUGUACAAUUAAUUUUGAAUCAAAUUAAACAUGAUAAUUGUAGUCUUCCAGAACUUGAACGACAUUGGAGUUCAACUGUCAAUUAUAGACUAAAUGAAAUUCAAAAGGCCACAUCAACUCAGGAAAUAAUAAAAGAAUGGAGGAGUUAUAAAUUACCAAUGGGUUAUAAAUUAAUCGAUAUUGAUUUUAAUGUUCUACAUCCAAAUUGUUUCAAUGUACUGGGCAAUUAUGAACUAAAAUUAUUCAGAAUAUUUAAUAUUUUAACAACAAAAAUCAAAGAUAUGAGCUCUCGUAAAUUAUUAGAGAGUUUAAAUGAGAUUGAAAAUCCAUGUGAAAAUGCUAAACAAGCAGUUACGUUUUAUUUAUUACAUUCGUUACUUGUUCCAACUACUAAGAAAGUAACCAGGGAUGAUAAGGGAAAAAAGAAUAUUAUUAAAUUCUCUAUAAAAGAUUCCCAAAAUACUUUUGUGGUGUUUUGCAGUACUGUUUCCCAAGCUGAAGAAUUAAUAUCUAAUAAAUAUAGCCUUAAUAUGCCGAUUCAGCCUUUUAUUUUGAUUAUUGGUACACCACUACAACCAAAAGAAAUAAUAGUAUAUUUUGAUACAAUAAAGUAUAAAGUUUUCACUGUAUUAAGAGCUAUAGAUGUAUGUUUCAAAAUAAUACAUUUAUUUAAUUUAGAGUACCCAGUAGAAUCGUGUGCUGUAUGGCUAUUUAUUCAAAAAUAUUUGUAUAAUAUUAAAACCAAGUUCGAUAAAUCCCACCCUAAUCUAAAUCAAUUGAUAUUUGAUUUAGAAAAUAAUGUUGAAUAG
Molecule: messenger RNA, 1692 nt
Organism: Macrosiphum euphorbiae (potato aphid)
Lineage: Eukaryota; Metazoa; Arthropoda; Insecta; Hemiptera; Aphididae
Source: the annotation of a GenBank genome assembly